AAUCAAAAUCGAUGAACAUUUCAUUAAUCGAUUCAUUGCAAAACUUUACGAAUAAUUUAUCAUCAACAAUAAUGUAUCCAUUCAUGACACCAACAUCAUAUACGACAAACAUAUCAUCAUCAUCAUCAUCAUCAUUAUCAUCACCAUCGAUGAUGAUCAAUACAACAAUGGCUAAAAUGGUGACCACAACUCAAGAUGAUGAUAAUAAUGGAAUUUUCAUACCAUUAUCAUCAUCGAUAUCAUAUCAACAUCAACAACAACAUCAUCAUCAUCAUCAUCAACAACAGCAACAGCAACAAGAUGAAUCAAUAUCAUCAUCGAUUGCAUUGACACCAUCAAUGAAUCUAACAUUUACAUCCGGUACAAUUGAUGAAUUACAAACAAUGGUUGAUGAAUCAGUAUUUUCAUUAUGGACAUUUGAAUAUAUUUCUAUUAUCAUUUUCUAUUCAUUAAUCAUAUUGGUCGGUCUAACUGGUAAUCUACUUGUUUGUCGUGUUGCAUUCGGCACAAGACAAAUGCGUACGACAACAAAUUUAUUGAUUGCAUCACUUGCCUGUUCCGAUAUCGUUAUGAUCGUGUUCAACAUUCCAUUCAAUGUUGUACGAAUGUUACCGAUUAGUUGGCCAUUUUGGUCAGCAUUAUGUAUAUUGGCACCAUUGAUACAAUAUUCAUGUGUUUAUGUAUCAACAUUCACAAUGACAUUGAUAGCAUUACAUCGGUUAUGGAUGGUAAGGCAAAGAUCAGCAACAAAUACGGAAAAAAAUUCAUGGAAAAAAGUAGCAUUAAUGGUAAUGGGUAUAUGGUUGAUUGCAAUCACAUUAUCAAUACCGCAUGCAUCAUUUAAUCGUGUAAAAGAAAAACGUUAUUAUGGCCGUCUACUAUAUCGUUGCAGUAUACAAUAUCCAAAUGUAUCAUUCAAUUUUCCGCUAUUGAUGACUGUUGAAGUAUUGAUUACCCAAUAUCUAUUACCAUUAUCGAUUACAUUGAUUGUUUAUGUUAAAAUUGGCAUCGUAAUAGCAAGGCAAGGUGCUUUGAUCUGUAAAUUAAGUGAUGAACGUAAACGUCGUCAAUCGGAAGCAAAACGUCGUCGGAUAUUUAUGUUGGCAUUAGCUGUCGCUACAUUUGCAACGUGUUGGGCACCAAUUAAUCUUUAUAUUCUAUUAGUCGAUAUGCGUUCAGUGAAAUUCAAUCAAGUUGCAUUCAUUAUGUGCCAUUGGUUUGCAAUGUCUUCAGUUUGUUACAAUCCAAUCAUAUAUUGUUGGUUGAAUGAAAAAUUUCGUAAUGGUGCCCUACAAUCAUUGCGUACGAUAUUGGAAUUUGCUCAUAUUCAUUUCAUGGCUAAAAAUUCAAAUUUAACGAUUAAUAAUAACGAUAAUAAUAAUAUGAUGAUGACAUGGACAACAACAACAGCAACCAAUUACACAGAUAAAUAA
Dermatophagoides farinae (American house dust mite) is the source of this 1433-nucleotide messenger RNA. The record is from RefSeq and is a predicted model, not a curated record. Lineage: Eukaryota; Metazoa; Arthropoda; Arachnida; Sarcoptiformes; Pyroglyphidae.